UUAUCAAAAAUAAACAAGAAAUACGAAGGACAUUUUUUUUUUUCUAUGAAGGCUAUUUACUAAAAUGAUCUAAAUUCAUUUCCAAAAGCUUAAUUUUUUUAAUAACGCAACAAUUCGAGUGAGUUUUCCAGUGGCACACAUUGCUUUUGUUGUUAAAUGAACACCUGAAUAAACAAGGUGCUCUAUGAGCAGACACUGCCUGCCUGACUGUGUCCCAGAGGGAUGUGCUACGGCUCACUAAAAAACAUUGCAAAUGAAGGGGUGUGGUUAUAUGCUGUGGCAGUGCAGGUUUGAGGACCAACACCACAGGUGUGCAUGGUUUACACAGACCGGAGUGAUCUCAGUGUGAUACUGACCAGCAGUCAGGAUUACACCGCAAAGAGAAUAAGGUCAAACAAUGGCCAACUUUGGAGGACACGCCAUACCCGGCACCUUUUUCCUGUUGUAUGGCUUCUGGCUAACAGUGAAGCAUGUUCUCCAACACUACUGGAGGACAACCCAGCCCAAAGGAAGGCAGGUCAUGCCUCCUUUCUUCAAAAGGAUGGAUUACUUUGAAGGAGGAUUCAAAAUUUUUGCGUCAUUUGUCGGUAUAAUGGUGGAGCAGUUUGUGGUGGACGGUCCACACGCCCACCUCUAUGACCGGGAGAACGCCUCAUGGGUUAAGCUGAUGAACUGGCAGCACAGCACCAUGUAUCUGUUCUUUGGGAUCUCAGGAGUAGCUCUGAUUACAAGCAUAACAAUCAAACAGGUGCCAAUUGGUGUUGACCGGCUUGCUCUCUCCUUUGCUCUCUUUGUUGAAGGAUUUCUCUUCGUGUACCAUGUGCACGGUCGGGAACCCCUCGAUGCUCACAUCCACUCCCUGCUGCUGUUUGCCGUGUUCGCCGGAUCAGCCAGCACCCUGGUAGAGGUGGUCAUAAGAAACAACAUCCUUCUGGAGCUGUUCAGGGCAGACAUGUUCAUCCUGCAGGGCUCGUGGUUCUACCAGAUUGGAGUUGUUCUUUACCCCUUAAAUGGAGACAAGUGGGAUUUGAAGCAACAUGACAACAUGAUGUUCGUCACAAUGUGCUUCUGCUGGCAUUUAGCUCUGUCUCUGCUGUUGGUCACUUGCACCGCCUUCAUAGUUUGGUUUACCACAAGGCGAUGUUCUGCAAAAAGACGGGAUAUAGAGAUCGGAAUGCGAAACACAUCCUCCAAAACCAGCUCUCAGAAAGCUCUACUCGAAGAGUCAGACGAAGAGUGAAAUGCUGGUUUCUGCUCAUACUGAUUAAAUUUCAUAUUAUUCUGUGUUAACUAGAAAAUAAUGCUUCAUAUGUGUAAAAAAAAGCCUAAUAUUUUGCUUAAUGUGCUUUAGCUUUUCGAAAUACAAAUAAAAAGAGAAAUCUAAA
Molecule: messenger RNA, 1385 nt
Organism: Girardinichthys multiradiatus
Lineage: Eukaryota; Metazoa; Chordata; Actinopteri; Cyprinodontiformes; Goodeidae
Gene: tmem45b
Product: transmembrane protein 45B
Exons: 6
Coding region: 398-1240 (280 amino acids)
Source: RefSeq, a predicted model, not a curated record